This is a messenger RNA of Erythranthe guttata (spotted monkey flower), 2533 nucleotides long. RefSeq names its product mRNAadenosine methylase (gene MTA). Lineage: Eukaryota; Viridiplantae; Streptophyta; Magnoliopsida; Lamiales; Phrymaceae. Gene Ontology annotation, cellular component: RNA N6-methyladenosine methyltransferase complex; nucleus. Gene Ontology annotation, molecular function: methyltransferase activity. Gene Ontology annotation, biological process: mRNA modification. The record is from RefSeq and is a predicted model, not a curated record.
CCGAUAAUUGAAAAUCAGAGGUCCAUUUCGAUGCUAGCAGAAUUCCACCGGUAAUCUUCUUCUCCGAUCAAAACACCCAAAACCUCCGUAGAACCCUAGCUCAACUUACAUUGAUUUUCGCCAUGAAAUUCGUUUACAAUUAAACGAAAAAAAUUCCCCCUUUCAGAUUCUACACGUACACUCGUACUGGUUGAAGAUUGCAAAGAAAAAGAAGGGAUGGAGGGCCAAUCGAAUGAAGAUUCGAUUUCAGCAAUAAAAGAGAUGAAACAGCAGCUUGAAUCUCGUGCAGAAACCCUCCACACAACUCAGCUAGAUAUCAUCGCCUCCCUCGAAACCCUAGCCCCCGGCAUUGUUUCCUCUCUCGACCUCUCUCUCAAAACCAUCUCUGCUUUCAACGACAAACCAUAUACUCCCCUCUCGCAAAUUCUCCCCUCUAAACCUAAUUGUUUAAUCAAACCCCAUAUCCCCAAAUUCCCAUUGGAUAAUAAUCAUAAUAGUAAUAAUAACAAUUCCAAAGUCCCUGUUUCGAAUCCUUCACCUACUAGAGAGUUGGAGAGGUCUUCUUUGCUCGACGAAAGUGGCGGGCCCCUUUCGGUUGUUAGGUCAAUGGUGGCCGUGUGUUUGCUCGAGAGAGUGCCGUUCAACCCGAUCGAUUCUUCGACGGUUUUGAGAAAGCUGGAGAAUGAUUCUUCAGCUACAGUAGCUGAGAGGGCAGCAUUGAGGGAGUUGGGGGGUGAGUCGGGGGCGAUUCUUGCUGUGGAGAUGGCUUUGAGGUCAAUAGCCGAGGAUAACGGCAGCGUUGAGCUGGAGGAGUUUGUUGUGAGCGGAAAGUCGAGAGUAAUGGUUAUGAAUAUUGAUAGGACUAGGCUUUUGAGAGAACUGCCUGAAACCAAGCAGUUGAAUGAGGGGAAUUCGAAUAGUGCCGAAGUUGGGAGAAGUGGGGAGAAUGGUGGAGGUUUUGGUGUGCAGGAUAUGUGGAUGGGAGGGGGGCAACCGCCCCCUAUGAUGAUGAUGGGGCCAAGGGGGGCUGGUGGUAUGAUGGGCCCCAGAGGGAUUGGUAUGAUUGGGGUGCCGAGAGGUGUUGGGGUGCCGCCACCUAUGCAUAGGCAGGUUCCUACACUUGUAAAACCGAGGACCGAAGAGGAUGAUAUGAAGGAUCUUGAGGCUUUAUUGAAUAAGAAGAGUUUUAAGGAAAUGCAAAAGUCGAAAACUGGGGAGGAGCUUUUAGACCUCAUCCACCGGCCUACUGCUAAAGAAACUGCCGUGGCUGCUAAGUUCAAAAGCAAAGGUGGUUCACAAGUGAAAGAAUACUGCUCAGCUUUAACGAAAGAAGAUUGCCGACGGCAGUCUGGUUCCUUCAUUGCCUGUGAUAAGGUUCAUUUUCGGCGCAUAAUUGCUGCACAUACCGAUGUAAAUUUGGGGGACUGUUCGUUUCUCGACACUUGCCGUCACAUGAAGACAUGCAAGUAUGUUCAUUAUGAACUGGACUCGACUCCCGAUGUAUCAUCUAUGAUGAUGGGGCAAAAUUCUUUAACUCCUCAAAAGUCACUGAAGCCUCAAAGUGCUCAUUAUUGCUCAGAAGUAGAGCUUGGUGAACCACAAUGGAUUAACUGUGACAUACGUUCGUUUAGAAUGGAUAUCUUAGGUCAAUUUGGAGUUAUUAUGGCUGAUCCGCCUUGGGAUAUUCAUAUGGAGUUGCCUUAUGGAACUAUGGCUGACGAUGAAAUGCGCACGCUUAAUGUUCCUGCUUUACAGACUGACGGUCUCAUUUUUCUUUGGGUUACUGGUCGUGCAAUGGAACUUGGAAGGGAAUGUUUGGACCUUUGGGGGUACACGCGUAUUGAGGAAAUCAUAUGGGUGAAGACGAAUCAACUUCAAAGAAUAAUCAGAACGGGUCGUACAGGCCAUUGGCUUAACCACAGCAAGGAGCAUUGCCUUGUUGGAGUAAAGGGAAAUCCUGAAGUUAACAGAAAUAUCGACACUGAUGUCAUUGUCGCCGAAGUUCGCGAAACAAGUCGUAAACCAGAUGAGAUGUACGCCAUGCUGGAAAGGGUGAGUCCAAGGACAAGAAAGCUGGAGUUGUUUGCAAGGAUGCAUAAUGUAAAAGCUGGGUGGUUAUCACUUGGGAAUCAGUUGCAAGGAGUACGAUUGGUGGAUGAAGGGCUAAGAGCAAGAUUUAAGGCAGGUUAUCCAGAUGUGGAUGUGCAGCCAACAUCACCACCCAGGGUGACAUCAUCAACUCCCAUGGAAGUCGAUACCAAACCAUCCGGUGGGACCCACUUUGCAGAACCUACCUGAUCAGUACAGAAUCUAGAGAUUAAUCACAAUUACGAUUGUGCAUUGCAGUUAUAUCAAGUGAUGAAGAAGAAGAAGAAGAAGAAGAAGAAGAAGAAGAAACUAUAGUGGCAUUUCUUUUCUGAUGAAAACUUGUUGUAAUAGCACUUGCAAUAUUCGUAUCAGCCUUUUAAAUUAGGAAAUAACAUUGUAAAUCAUAUUUUAAUUUUUGUUUAUUCUAUUAAUUUAUAAUUGGGAA